This is a messenger RNA of Synchiropus splendidus (mandarinfish), 1776 nucleotides long. It is a transcript of the gene fgf3, whose product is annotated as fibroblast growth factor 3. The transcript has 3 exons. Bases 1 to 702 code for a protein of 233 amino acids. Lineage: Eukaryota; Metazoa; Chordata; Actinopteri; Syngnathiformes; Callionymidae. Gene Ontology annotation, biological process: cell differentiation; positive regulation of protein phosphorylation; regulation of cell migration. The record is from RefSeq and is a predicted model, not a curated record. Gene Ontology annotation, cellular component: cytoplasm. Gene Ontology annotation, molecular function: fibroblast growth factor receptor binding; growth factor activity.
AUGCUGGUGAUUCCUGUGCUGGUGUUGCUGAGCCUGCUGGACCCAGCGCGAGGCAGGGCCCGCUGCGCCCCGGGUCAGCCCUGCGACCCCCGGCAGCGCAGGGACGCCGGGGGCCGCGGGGGAGUCUACGAACAUCUCGGAGGAGCCCCGAGACGGAGGAAGCUCUACUGCGCCACCAAAUAUCACUUACAGAUCCACGCCAACGGGAGAAUAGAUGGAUCGCUGGAGGAGAACAACCAGUUCAGCAUCAUGGAGAUCACUGCUGUGGACGUAGGUGUUGUGGCCAUCAAAGGCCUGGUUUCGGGCAGAUACCUGGCCAUGAAUGAUAAAGGCCGGCUGUAUGCCUCGGAGGUGUUCAACCGAGACUGCGAGUUUGUGGAGCGGAUCCACGAGCUGGGCUACAACACGUACGCCUCGCGCCAUCACUCCACCGAGCAGCCGCUGCCGGCGGGCGGCUCCGGCAAGCGGCGAGCCAGCGCCAAGCGCCAGUGGUACGUCUCCAUCAACGGCAAGGGUCGGCCGAGGAGAGGCUUCAAAACCCGCAGCACCGACAAGGCCUCGCUGUUCCUGCCCAGAGUGCUGGGGAACAAGGACCACGAGACAGUGCGGAGGUUGAGGGACAGUCAGGCCCACCAUCACCACGGCAAACGGAGGAGACGGAGACAUCGUGCCAGGGACUGUCCGCAGAGGGACGCCUCAUGAUGCUGGACGGACGUGGGCUUCUUUGAAAAGAGACUCCUGAGAGCCCACAUUUGAGUUGGACCACUUGGAAAUAUGGCGCCGCGGCUCCUCCUCACUCAACUGCGACAUUUCCCGCAAAUAAUCCCUUGCACUGGCUACGUUUACAUGGACACAGUGAGUGAACUGGAGGAUAAAUAAGUGCUUCAGACCCGGCUUUGAACAAAGGUGUGAUUUGACGUUGCCUUAGAGUAGUUCACUGGUAUCAUUUCCUGUGUCGAACUGGCUGCCUUGGACCUGCCGAGUCAUGUGAGGUGGCCACGUUCAAAGUCAAAUUCGAUACUUAUUCAAAGAGCACCAGGAACAAGGUGAUCGAGGUGGAAGGUCAAGGGAGGGACAGUCGCCGAACUGAAAAUUUGACUUUUGUUUGUUUAAAAACUGUCCCCGAAAACUGAGUUUGAUGUGUUAACAGGUUCCACGAUGCUCCACCUGAACUUUUAUCAUAAAUUAUUUCUAUUUAUUGAUGUUUUUGUUCAAUCGCUGGUCAAGAAAAAUGGGUUUCCUCUCAGAGUUGACUGGACAAAAACACGUCAAUGUUAAACUACCAAACCGUUUUAUCACACGUAAACGAAACACAAAAGUGGAAAAGCUUUUAAACAACUGUCGCACACUUUCCAACCAGCCUCCUGACCGAGUCUGGUGCCGUCACACAGCCAAAAUACUUGUUCAGUGUAGAGGCAGAACAUGACUUUAACCAAAGUGCUGGUGGAUAUUGAAGAGCAAACAAAGCACUUUUUACCAGUCCGAUCACAAGAACACACACCGAGCGAGUGUAUUUCUUUAGCUACUGUCUGAAAACUGAACGUUGUAUAUUUUACUAAUGAUAUAAAUAUUUAUUUACUGCCUGUGUUGUAAAUUAUUGUCCGUAGCUCUCACUCACCACACACUGACCGAAGACUACUUUUCAGUUUUAAUGUCCAGUUUGCAGCCAAAUUUUUGUGUGUAGAUACAGAAGUAUACACUGGACGUGAAAACCAAAGCUGUUUCUUUAUUUCGCAAACAUUCGAGCUCCUUCCCUUUUCAUCUGUUCUACCUGAA